Lolium rigidum is the source of this 2975-nucleotide messenger RNA. Its product is annotated as general transcription factor 3C polypeptide 3. Bases 1 to 2745 code for a protein of 914 amino acids. Lineage: Eukaryota; Viridiplantae; Streptophyta; Magnoliopsida; Poales; Poaceae. Gene Ontology annotation, molecular function: protein binding. The record is from RefSeq and is a predicted model, not a curated record. Gene Ontology annotation, biological process: transcription by RNA polymerase III. The transcript has a single exon. Gene Ontology annotation, cellular component: transcription factor TFIIIC complex.
AUGCAAGCGCCGGAGGAGGAAGUCCACGACCCCUCACCCGCGUCCGCGUCCGCGGCGGCGGAGGAGGAUGCCAUCGACCAGGAGGACGCCGACGGGGAGGAGUACGACGAGGAGGACGAGGAGGGGUACGAGUUCGACGACGCCGCCGACGCGGCGCAGUGCGUCGAGAUGGCGGAGCGGGGCCCGGCCGGCGGGGGCGCCGGGCCCACCGUCAAUAUCCGGGACUUCGAGGCCCUGGCCGCGCUAUCCCGCAAGCGGGCCUUCCCGGAGGACCACCCGCCCUGGGACUCCUCCGCCACCAAGAAAAAGAAGCAGCAUCAGGGGGAGCUCUCGUCGGAGGCCGAGUCCGCCGACCUCUUCGACCAGCUGAUGGAAGGCUUCGGCCUCCGUCGAAAGAAGCGGCGCAAAUCCAAGGACGGGAAGCGGCGAGGACGCACCAAAGGCAAACGCAACAAAUGCAGCCCGGAGGUCAUCAAGAAGCUGGGCGACGCCACGCUGCUCUUCACGGAGAACCGGUUCAAGGAGGCGAUCCCGAUCCUGCACGAGAUCGUGCGCAUCGCGCCCAACCUGCCCAACGCGUACAACCUGCUGGGCAGCAUCUACAGGGAGACCGGGGAGGUGCACAAGGCCAUCAACUUCGUGUGGGUGGCCGCCAACGUCGCCCCCAAGGACGCCGCGCUCUGGAAGAAGCUCAUCGACCUGGCCCUGAAAGUCGAGGACGCCGCGCUGGCCAGGCACUGCGUCAUCAAGGCCAUGAGGGCGGAUCCGGAGGACGUCGGGCUCAAGUACGACUGCGCGAAUAUAUACCGCACCCUGCGCGACUACCACAAGGCCGCCGAGGUGUACGAGCAGAUUGUCAGGAUUUACCCUUCCAACGCCGUCGCGAGGAGAACGGCGGCGCAGAUGUACAGGGACUCUGGUCAGAUUGACAAGGCUAUUGAUCUGUUGGAGGAGUUUGUCAACGCGCAGACUGCAAACGUCGACUGGAGUCUGCUGGAUUUGCUGGUAUCCCUCUAUCUUAGAAAUAAUAACCAUGGUGAAGCACUGAGGCAGAUCAACAGGGCACACCUGGUGCUGGGAUCUCAGCACAAGUUACCAGUACGGCUGCAGGCAAAAGCAGUAAUCUGCCAAGCUCAUGUUGGAAAUAUGAAGCCUGCUGAGGUGUUCCUUCAGGAUGUGUGUUUGGAGCGUUCAAAGGAGAACGCUGAUUUGAUUGCCGAGGUCGCUAGCACUCUUGAAAACUUGGGCAAGUAUGAGUAUGCGAUGAGGUUUUACUCGAUGGUUGAAGACGUUGCUGUUGAUCAUGAUGGUAGCUCGUAUGUGAAAGUUGCUCGAUGCUACAUGGUCAUGGGGGAGAAAACAAAGGCUAUUGCAUACCUCUACAAAGCUUUGGAUAAGAUGAAGGACAGUGUCGAUGUGCGGAUAACAUUGUCUUCUCUUCUUGCUGAUGAGGAUAGGAGCGAUGAUGCUAUCAGUGUGCUUUCUCCGCCUGAAAAUCGGGAGUUGCAGUCUGCUAGUAUCCCGAACAAACAGAAACCUUGGUGGCUGGACGGGGAAGUGAAGAUGCAGCUUGCCAGACUUUAUUAUAACAAAGGCAAGAUGCAGGAAUUUGUGGAUACCAUUUUUCUUCCCAUUCUUGAGACGCUGGAUAUCGAGAAUGCUAAUCGAAAGGUCAAGGUUACAAAAAAGCUCACAAAUGAUGUUCUGCAGGAAAGAACUAAAGUGCUGGGCGAGGUACGUCCAGACAGUGUAUUUCAAGGAUGCAGGCCAAUAGCUUCACCUGCAGAGUUACUGAAAGCAAACAGAGCAAAGAAAUUGCUAGAAAAAAGGGCAGCUUCAAAUGAUGAAGAUAUGGUAAGGCAUGAUAAGCGGAGAGCAAAGCAAAUACCCCCUCUUCCUGGUCUGCUCACCAAUAUGGAGAACCAUCAGCUUGUCUUAGAUCUAUGUCGAACAUUGACUUUGCUGCAGCAAUACUUUGAGGCGCUGCAAAUUAUCAAUCAUGCUCUUAAAUUUGGAAAUGAUCCGUUCUCUGAUGACAACAAAGAGGAACUCCGGUCCCUGGGUGCUGAAAUAGCAUAUAGAGCUCCAGAUCCCAGGCCUGGUUUUGAUUAUGUCCGCUAUUUAGUUCAGAAGCACCCGCAUUCCGUCUCUGCAUGGAACUUCUACUACAAAGUGACAUCAAGAGAUGAGAAACGUCAGAGUAAGUUUCUUCUUCGGGCAAGAAGGUAUCCCAACUGUGUGCCUCCUAAAAUUAUAUCUGGGAAUCAAUUUACUGAAAUCAAACAACAUCAGUCCGCUACUCGGGAUUAUCUGGAGGCAUACAAGCUGGACCCGGAAAAUCCUUUUAUCAAUCUGUGUGUUGGUUCGUCCUUGGUCAACCUAUCCCUUGGCUUCAGACUUCAGAACAAGAACCAGUGCAUCGUCCAAGCGUUUGCCUUCCUCUACCAGUGCCUUCGCAUUGGCAGCAACAGACAGGAGGCCCUGUACAACAUUGCCCGUGCGUACCACCACGUUGGCCUCAAAACCUUGGCGGUCAUCUACUACGAGAAGGUUUUAGCCAUGGAGGUGAAAGAUGAACCCAUACCCAAGCGUCCAUUCGAGGAGGAUGCACAACAGCAGCAGGAUCUCAGGCCUGGCUACUGCGACCUCCGAAGAGAGGCCGCCUUCAAUUUGCAUCUGAUCUACAAGGAAAGCGGAGCAACUGAUCUGGCGAGGAGGAUUCUCAAGACCUACUGUUCUUUUUAGGAAUCGAACUUGCUACGGAUCAUUGCAAAAAAAUUAGCGGGAUCGUAGGGGCAAUUGAAUGUGUAAUUUAAUAGUUGAGCCCAAAAGAGAACUAUACUUUCAUAUGUCUCCUGCCAGAUUUUAUCAUAUAUAUGUUCUGGAGUAAUGAUAUAAUACCUAUUUCCUCCAACUUGAUUAUGGAGAAAAGAAUGGAUGACGAUUCAAUUACUUUACAGUACAACAUAAAGUAG